GUCAAAUGUGAAAGAAAAUCGUUUACAAGUCCUGUACUUCCAACCAAAAACAAUCCACACCAGACAAACGUAAACAUUCGUCUGCAUUAUCUGUUAGUGAAAGUUCUGUUAUAGUUUUCGGGAUGCUGUAAACAAUGCAAUCGAUGGCCCAAAACAAUUGCAAAACAGUUUGUCCGCCUAAAGGCGCACAGAAUUAACGAAAAAACAGUGUAGUGCGUUAGAGAAAAGCGUUAAAAAUGCUCUUUGCUACAUACAGUAAACCAUGUUCGAUGGUGUGUGCGUACAGAGUGAGACAGCAAGAUGUAAUAUAGAGCAACGCAUCUUGAAGAUCGCCCACCCCAUCACGAUGGGUGGUGGAAGAACGCAUUGCCGAUGACGUCACAGCAGUAAUACCACAACACUUCACGCGUCGCUGUGACUUCUCCACGUUCACUUUUCAUCAUGAUAGAUGCUGGCUAGAGCGAACAAAGUUUCUCCCCAAAAACCCACCCGGCCGCACUUCUGCUCGAUCUAGUAUCCACCGCCUCCCCCACAACAAAACUACCCCCCCGGAACCCACCCCUCGUACUGUGCAGUAAAAUGCCCGCCGUGAGUUACUUUGUCUACUGUGCGGCAACACAACCGGAGCGACUCCAUCAUCGCCAUCAUCAUCCACACGGUACGAUUCUCCACGAUUCUCGUCGCUCUCGCAGCGUCGAGCUCUCUUCACGCCCGUCACUAUCGCACGCUCCAGCCACACACAAAAAAACGUGCGUGUAUGUUGCGUAUGAGCACGCGAGAGCCGUGAACGGAAACGCGAGAGAAACCGCGCAAUUGUCCGUGUAAGCGGCGGCGCGCGCGCGCGCGCCCGUGUAAGGCCGCGUGUGUGUACUUGGAGAAGAAAUACACAAAGUGCCGCUGAGCUGCGCAACCGAACCCGGUCCAUAUCGCAUUCGUGGGUUGGCACAAUUUUUUUCCUGCUUGCUUCAGUCCACGAGCGAUAGAGAAACGGUGCGGAUAUAGAGCUGGUCGUCGUCGCGGUUACGUUUUUGGGACGUUGUGCGUCGCGUAAUCCCCGAAAGAGAGUGAAACCAAAAGAAAAGUGCAAGUUCGAACAGAAGGAAAAUCGAUCAGUAGCAGUGGUGCAGGAAACGUGUGGUGUUGUGUACGUUUCUCCCAACAAAGAAAUAAAAAACCAACUGUCGAUCUGCCACGAUCGAGAAGUGAUCGACGAAACCGCACUAAACAGCAACAAUGUGCUCAACCAAUCAACCACCGUAAGCGAGGGUGGGAGGUUUAGUUCGAGUUCGGAUGAGAGAAAUAAAACAAACUAAUGUAGUAAACGCAACGCACACGAACAACGGAAAAAAUACAUUCGCCCCCGGGGUGGGUUCCUUACGCUGGGUUUUUGGUGUUUAUGAUCGUCAUGCCGUGUCAGUGUUGCUUUACACGUUUUGCUUAGCACAGAACAGACACGAAAAAUAAUCGCGUUGCAUUCGGGCCGCGACUUGAUCAUCCCGCAGCUGUAAGCUGCCCGCCAGAUAGUGUGGCGUAAAACGUAAACAAAAAACAACCUUCCAAACACUCUCACACACACAAACACACACACGUGCAAGUGAUACGGGAAGAUGACGGAGGUGGUAAAUAAUGUUACAACAAAACAUCAGCGAGAGGAGCAAAAAAAGCACACCACACAUCAUCUUCAUUAGCCGCAGCAGCGGGCAAGAUUAUCAGCAAUAGCAGCAGUCUCGGGCCGUAUCAACUGAAGCAUCCAGGCAGAGACGCAAACGCGGGAGUUACCGCGGGUAAUUCGGUGCCGGGAGCAAAGGAACCGGCGAAGGAAACGGUGGGCCUGUGGGCCUACAUUUGUCCCUGCACGGUCGCGUACGAUCGCAGUCGGCAUCCGUCCUUCGAGCGGCCACGAUCGCGAAAACCGAAAGGAAUCGUAAACGAACAGCACCGUUUGCUGGUGGCGUGUGUAGAAGUUCAUUUUUUCCUUAGACAUUCAGCACAAUACAUCCAUCGGGUACGUAUGGUGUUGCGUACACGCAAGUGAAAAACACAAGGAUAAAGGGGAAAAAACAAAUAAAAGUAACAAUUAAAACAUACACGCAAUCAAAACGCAGUGUUGUCGUGAACGUGACUGUACAAGCGAGAGUGUGUUACAAGCCGGCAGCAAAACACUCAGGCUGUAAGCGAUCGCGAGCGGCAAAACGCGAGUGACCGGCGAGUGAGUGAAUCGAGAUUAUUUACCCAUUUCCGUUUGUGUCCUCAGCAAAACGUUAAUGGCCGGUUGGUGCUCGUGACGGGUGGUGUACAAACUGCAAACUCCGUGCGUGCAUCCGUGCGUGACGGUAUAUAAAACGCAACAAAAAAAUAUCGUCCUUACCGAGCGGGCGGGAAACAAAACCGGACGAUCGUUGUGAGCUGUCAAACGAUUUGGCUCUCUCACUGGCCCUCUCACCAGCCAGCCAGCUCACAUUGGGCUUCGCGGUGAGCAUUACAGCGCAGACCGACCGACCGACCGCGGCCGACGCAAUUCCGUGGGUCGUGUACCAGUGCGUCGCCUUCAUUGGCGACCAAGACUUACCGUCCUCAGUCUCGUUUUCAGACUCGGCGACCAAGGCGGCGAACGUUCGUUUGGCGCUCGCGUCCCGAAAACGCACAGAAGGCACAAUUCAUCGUACGGAUGCUGAGAAGUGUGAUAAUUAAAAAAACUUAUCAAUUCUUUAAAACUAUUCCGCCACCAACAACUUACUAAUUGCACGCUAGUGAAGUGAAAGUGAAAGUGAAAUUUUACUCCAAAGGAAAGAAGUUAGUUGUGUCUUCAGAACAAAAACCGCAACCAAACUGCACGCGUUCUUGGGCCGGUAAAACGUUUACAUUGCUCCACGUGCGUGAGUGCAACCAGCGUUGAGGGUUGCAAACCCCCUUUUUGUGCAUGUGCGUGCACGGACAGACGUUGCAUAAGUUCGACUUUGCUUUGCCAUCGGGCAAAACACAACCUCGCUCUCGUUUCUGGUUUUCCACCCUCAAAUUAAAAAAAUAAAUAAAAAUAAAACCAAAGCAAAAGGGCCACCUGGGUGGGUAAGUGGGGAGCCCUGCUGGUGGGAGAUUGUUCCAUCAUCGUGUCGGAUCGGUGCAUCGGCUUUUUUUUUGUGUGUUGCGGCCACGCAAAAAUAGCCCCAAAAAAAAAGCCGCGAAUUGGUGUCAACCUGUGGCCCGCGCGCGCGCGGUUGUGUGAGAGUGUGUUCGAUAGUGAAAGUGAGUUUUAUUGUGGGAAGCUUCAAACUUCACCAAGUGAAGUUUGGAAAAAACCUCCGAAAAUAAUUUCCCCCCCGCCCAUUCGGGGUUUUUUUUUUUGGGUGAUUGCGUCUAAGCCAGUACUGCAUUUUCUUGUUGCUGUUGCGUUCGUUGCAUUUAGCAGAAGGACCGAGUUGUGCAGUGAGAGUGUAUUCGGUAGGAAUGUUGAGUGGAAACGUUCCUUUUGCUUGGUGUUUAACAAAAAUUAGGAAUUGAAGUGCCGGAAGGUGACCGGACGGGAGUGUAAAAAAUAGAAGCCUAACGCACGAUCGUGUAACUCUACUUUCAUCGAAACCGACGUCAAAAAAAACGGCACAAAAAUGGUCGCGAAAGGUGUCCGAAAUCAGUAUCUAGCAACGUACUGUGCGAAUCUCGCCACACUUAUCUACGGUCUGUCGAUAGGAUGGCUCUCGCCCAACCUAAUCCUGAUGUCCUCGGACGAGACGCCACUGGUGACGGGUAAGAUCAGCAGCGAGGAACAGGGCACGGUCGGUUCGAUCGGUACGAUCGGCUGCAUGUUGGCACCGUUGGUGUGUGGCUGGGUAGCGGAAAUUGCUGGCCGAAAGUCGGCACUGAUGCUGAUCGGUGUUACACAGCUGAUCAGCUGGGCCGUCAUGCCAUUCGCUACCAAACUGUCCGUCAUCUAUGCGUCCCGCAUUUUCGGUGGAUUUGCCGGCGGUGGAACGUUGUCCAUAGUGCCAUUGUUCGUGUCGGAAAUAUCGGAAGAUAGAAUACGAGGAACACUUGGUACGAUGCUCGCCAUCUCAUGCAAUUUUGGAAUCCUGCUCGGUUUCAUCAUAUCUCACUACGUUAAUUGCUGGGCCGUGACGUACCUGGCGCUGCUACUGUGCGUGGUUUACUCGCUCGGUUGCUGCUUCUUGCCAGAAUCUCCACAGUAUCUGUUUGUCAAGAAGAAGAAGGAGAAAGCGAUAAAGGCGCUGCGGUUCUAUCGCGGAGAGGAACCGGAAAGUGAAACAUCACAAUUUACCGCUGAAGUGGCACGCUUUAAGGACAUCCAUAAUGUUGGUCCGCUCAAGAAGAAGGACUCCAAUCAGAUACACAUCAAAGAUUUCCUGACGCGAUCGCGCUGGAAGCCGAUCCUGAUCUGCGUAAUAGUGAUCAUGUUCCCGGCCGGUUCCGGUUCGAUACCGCUCAUCACGUACACGGCCACCAUCUUCCAGGAGUCCCAGUCGAACCUCAGUCCGGCGAUGUCAUCCAUCGUGGUCGCUACGUUGCAGCUGAUCGGUUCGUACGUCUCAACGAUGACGGUCGAGAAGGCGGGCCGCCGGGUGCUGCUGGUUGUGUCAACGCUCGGCUGUGCCGUCUGUACCAUCACGAUGGGUACGUACACCUUCCUCCAGGAGAUGCACGUCGAGGUGGACUGGUUCCGGUGGGUACCGGUCGCCAGCAUGUCCGCGCUAGUCUUCAUCAAUGCCAUCGGUAUCGGUAUUGUGCCAUUCAUCAUCAUGACCGAGAUCCUGGACCCGAAGAUCCGCGGCUCGGUCGUCACCUUCUGCCUGCUGGAGUUUUCCGGCGUCGCGUACCUAGUCGUCAAGUACUUCCCGAUCGCGGUCGAGCAGCUCGGGAUGUACGCGUGCAUGUGGUUCUUCUCCUGCUGCUGCGUCGCUUCCGCCACCUUCGUCCUUACCUGCAUGCCGGAAACGAAGGGCAAGAGCUUCGAGCAGAUCUCCGAAUCUCUGAACGGUGGCAAGAAGGCAGGCCACAAGGAUGUCGCCCCGACGCCCGUCCCAGGUGUGGGUCAGUAUCGCAACGGUGCGUGCCCCAAGCGCAAGUUCUCCGUGUGUCCGUCGUGUUUGGGUCCGAACCCAUCCGCGCCUCAUCAUAAUUGCAGCAUGUUUUUGGAAUUUCUAUCACGCCGAUACUGGAAACAGUUCGCUGCCAUCGCGGCCGUUCACAUCAUCACGGCCAGCUAUGGAGUGACGGUUGGAUGGCCUGCACCGAUCAUUCCGUUGUUGCGAUCUCCGGAUACACCGCUGCCAAGUGGACCAGUGACAGUGGAGGAAGCGUCCUGGAUUGGGGCCACUCUCUGCAUCGGUGGUACGAUCGGCACGAUAUUGUUUGCCCUCAUCCAUACGUACUUCGGCAAGAAGGUGGCUUUACUGCUUAUACCCGUGCCACACAUCGUCCUGUGGACUUUAAUUCUUAUCGGUGACAAUGUGUGGUAUAUCUAUGGGGCACGCUUCUGCAGUGGUCUUACUGGAGGUGGUGUGGUCAGUGUUAUACCACUGUACAUUGCUGACAUUGCGGAUAAGAAGAUUCGUGGAACGUUAGGAUCGCUGACGAUAAUUUUCAUCAAUAUUGGGCUUGUGUUCAUCUACGCAGCAGGGAACUAUCUGCCGUACUAUGUCAUACCGAAGAUCAUGCUUGUAGCACCGGUAGGGUACCUAAUUCUCGUGAGCUUUCUACCAGAAACGCCAUAUUGCUUGUUGCGCAAGGGUCGGCUACUAGAGGCGGAACAGUCCCUCAUGUUCUAUCGGAACAUACCCGACGAACGUCACCGUACGGUUGAGUUCACAACGGAGUUUGACGAAAUGCGAAGCUUUAUCCUAACGGAAAGCACACAGUCCCGAAUCUGUUGGGCUGAUUUCACUACACCGGAAGCGAAACGAGGCCUCUUCAUAGGUGUGUUUGUGAUGGCACUGAAUCAAUUCAGUGGCAUCUUCGCCAUCCUCACGUAUGCCGGCACAAUCUUCCAGAUGUCCGGUACGGGGAUAGACCCGAACGUGGCACUAGUUCUUGUUGCUGUGAUUAAUAUUUGUGGCAAUAUCACCUCCUUUACCGUCAUCGAUCGUGUGGGCCGGAAGAUAUUGCUGCUUCUAUCUGCAUCAGGCGUCGGGUUGGCACUAGCCGUACUUGGGGUUCACUCGUAUCUCCUCGUCAACGGCUAUGAUCUGCAGGGUGUCGAAUGGUUGCCAGUGUUGGCACUGUCAUUAACACUCUUCCUAGCCGCUAUCGGUAUUACUAAUGUUCCUUUCUUUAUCGUACCGGAAGUGAUGCCAGCGAAACUGCGCAGUAUCGGAAGCACCAUUAGCGCCACAUUGCUGUGCAUGUUUGCGUUCGUUUGCGUCAAGCUGUACCCCAUUCUGAUGGAGACCAUCCACAUCCAUGGUACGGUUUGGAUAUCUUCGGCUGUUUGUGCAGUCGGUGUGUUCGUGAUCAUCUUCCUUAUACCCGAAACAAAGGGGAAAAACUUAAACAUACAAAGCGAAACCAAACGAUGAUUCUUAAUUUUUAUGUCAUUCAAGCACAGUACAAAUAAUGCGUUCUAUAUUUUCUUUCUGUUGAGAUUGUAAAUUUUAUUCCUAAUAAAAUUAAUUUCUAGUACUAUUCAUUGUAAA
Molecule: messenger RNA, 6641 nt
Organism: Anopheles funestus (African malaria mosquito)
Lineage: Eukaryota; Metazoa; Arthropoda; Insecta; Diptera; Culicidae
Exons: 11
Coding region: 3603-6524 (973 amino acids)
Biological process (GO): transmembrane transport; carbohydrate transport
Cellular component (GO): membrane
Molecular function (GO): sugar transmembrane transporter activity
Source: RefSeq, a predicted model, not a curated record